Hermetia illucens (black soldier fly) is the source of this 444-nucleotide messenger RNA. RefSeq names its product E3 ubiquitin ligase complex SCF subunit sconC-like. The record is from RefSeq and is a predicted model, not a curated record. The transcript has a single exon. NCBI's taxonomy places the organism in Eukaryota, Metazoa, Arthropoda, Insecta, Diptera, Stratiomyidae. Gene Ontology annotation, cellular component: cytoplasm; nucleus. Gene Ontology annotation, molecular function: cullin family protein binding. The coding region runs from base 1 to 444 and encodes 147 amino acids. Gene Ontology annotation, biological process: SCF-dependent proteasomal ubiquitin-dependent protein catabolic process.
AUGGAGACAGUAAAACUUCGUGCCUCUGACGGUCUAACCGUGAAAAUCGACAGCAAAAUUGCUGAACAUAUGAGGUCCAUUCGACUAAUCAUCCACGAGUAUAGCCAAGAUGAAGAAGAAAUAACCAUUUCCUUACCGAAAAUCGAUACGCCACUUCUUUGGAAAAUUCUGGACUGGUGCAUCUACCAUAGGGAUCUUCAGGACGAGCAACAGGAAGAGUGUUGGGCAUAUCGUGAUGAUGCUGAUGAUCUUCUCUAUAUGACGAGGUGGGAGGCGGAUUUCUUGGAUGUCGAUACCAACACUCUCAUCAAGUACAUCAUGGCAGCGUUACAUUUAGAUUUGAAGUGCCUUUUGAGUAAAGCGCGUGCAAUUAUGAGUGCUACGGGAAAGGAAGAUUCAAGCAACAUAUUGAAGGAGUAUCUGGAGCAAAAAUUCUUUCAAUAA